This is a messenger RNA of Raphanus sativus (radish), 2571 nucleotides long. RefSeq names its product probable methyltransferase PMT21. Gene Ontology annotation, cellular component: cytoplasm; trans-Golgi network; endosome. Lineage: Eukaryota; Viridiplantae; Streptophyta; Magnoliopsida; Brassicales; Brassicaceae. The record is from RefSeq and is a predicted model, not a curated record. The transcript has 9 exons. Gene Ontology annotation, molecular function: methyltransferase activity. The coding region runs from base 798 to 2291 and encodes 497 amino acids.
UCUCUCUCUCUCUCCCUACUUAAAAAUAGAGAGAACAGAAGUGUCUCUCGAUCGCCUGAAAAUCCUCUCCAUCGGAAAUCGAGGAGACCAUUCGAAUCUUUAAUUCGAAAAUCGCGCUCAGUGUCCAACAAAAAUAGAGGAGGACUAGAAUCGAACAACCUAGGGUUUGAUAGAAAAUGGUGAGAACAUGUUCUGGCGGUAGAAUCUGGGGUGACUGGGUCCCAAACAGCAUGUGAUUAAACAUUAAAGCAAAACUCUUUAAAUGUCGGCAAUGUUGUUGUGUUACUUCAGAUCUCGAGUCUCCCUCUCCUUUUCUUUUUUCCUCAACUCUCAAGUCUCUCUCAUUUGUCAAAGAGUGACUGGCCCCAUCAUUUAUUUAUUCAAGAUUUAACACAAAAGAAAAUAUUCUCUUUCAUAACUGGCAGUGUUUGAUGCUGUUCUUGUCUUUUGGUUGAUCUUUUACAUGAGUUGCUGUUCUGUUUGUUCUAAGUACUUCUCGUUCUUGGUUUUGGCCCCCAAUAAAGGAAACUAGUUCUGAGCUAAAGUUUCUGUAUACUUGCAGAACUGUUUUACUGAUUCUGCUAUGUGGGCUUUCAUUCUAUCUUGGUGGACUUUGUUGUGGGAAGGACAAACUCCAAGUUAAUGAUGUUGCAAAAACUGGAUCUUCCUUGGAUGUUGACAACUCUCCUCAAGCCAACUCUGUUUCUUUCCCGGAGUGUAGCAGUGACUACCAAGAUUACACUCCCUGCACUGAUCCAAGGAAAUGGAAGAAGUAUGGUACUCACAGGCUUACUUUCAUGGAACGUCAUUGUCCUCCUGUGUUUGAUAGAAAGCAAUGUCUGGUUCCUCCUCCUAAUGGGUAUAAGUCACCAAUAAGAUGGCCUAAGAGCAAAAACGAAUGUUGGUACAGGAAUGUGCCAUAUGAUUGGAUCAACAAGCAGAAAUCAAACCAGCAUUGGCUAAAGAAAGAGGGUGAAAAGUUCAUUUUCCCUGGUGGAGGUACAAUGUUUCCUAAUGGAGUUAGUGCUUAUGUGGAUUUGAUGCAAGAUUUGAUCCCUGAGAUGAAAGAUGGGACUAUAAGAACUGCCAUUGACACUGGUUGUGGGGUUGCAAGCUGGGGAGGAGACCUUUUGGACCGUGGUAUCCUCACAGUGUCACUAGCACCAAGAGACAACCAUGAAGCUCAAGUCCAGUUUGCUCUAGAACGUGGAAUCCCAGCUAUUCUUGGAAUCAUAUCAACUCAACGUCUCCCUUUCCCUUCAAACUCAUUCGAUAUGGCUCAUUGCUCAAGAUGUCUUAUUCCAUGGACUGAGUUUGGUGGGGUCUACCUUCUGGAGAUUCACCGUAUCUUGAGACCUGGUGGCUUCUGGGUCUUGUCUGGACCACCAGUCAACUACGAGAACCGUUGGAAAGGUUGGGACACAACCGUUGAAGAUCAGAGAUCAAACUACGAGAAGCUGCAAGAUUUGUUAUCCUCAAUGUGCUUCAAACUGUAUGCCAAGAAAGACGACAUCGCAGUGUGGCAGAAAUCUCCCGACAAUAUGUGUUACAACAAAUUGUCUAACGACCCUGACGCAUACCCGCCAAAAUGUGACGAUAGCCUUGAACCAGACUCUGCUUGGUACACGCCGUUACGCCCUUGUGUUGUGGUUCCAAGUCCUAAGCUUAAGAAGACAGAUUUGGAAUCUACUCCUAAAUGGCCAGAGAGGUUGCACUCAACUCCUGAAAGGGUAUCUGAUGUUCGUGGACGAAACGGUGGUGUGUUUAAAAGGGAUAGUAGCAAGUGGAAGACGAGGGCUAAGCAUUAUAAGAAACUGUUGCCAGCUAUUGGGUCUGAUAAGAUAAGGAAUGUGAUGGAUAUGAACACUGCUUAUGGUGGUUUAGCUGCUGCUUUGGUCGAUGAUCCUUUGUGGGUCAUGAACGUUGUCUCUUCUUACGCAGCUAAUACACUUCCUGUUGUGUUUGAUCGUGGAUUGAUUGGAACGUAUCAUGACUGGUGUGAAGCUUUUUCGACGUAUCCAAGAACUUAUGAUCUUCUUCAUGUUGAUGGUCUGUUUACAUCAGAGAGCCAAAGGUGUGAGAUGAAAUAUGUUAUGCUGGAAAUGGAUAGGAUCUUGCGUCCUAAUGGGUAUGCCAUUAUACGCGAAUCGAGCUAUUUUGCGGAUACUAUUGCAUCGGUUGCUAAAGGACUGAGAUGGAGUUGCCAUAAGGAACAAACAGAGUCUGAAUCAGAGAAUGAGAAGCUAUUGGUUUGCCAGAAGAAGCUGUGGUAUUCAUCUGAAACAAAAUAGUAAAAAGUGGGGACAAAUCCAAAGCUUAAGCUUAAAGCUUUUGUUUUGUCCGGAGGUUUCUUGAGAACUAAGUCACUACAACAACCAUUAGAUUAUUUGUCUUGCUUCGAAGCCAAGAAAGCUGCUUAAAGCUACCAAUUCAUUUUUAUUUUCCCGACAUAUUUAUUAGCUUUCAUAUUUUUCUUAUAGUAUAUAUGCUCGGUGAGAAAUAUUUUAUCGAUUUUGUUUACAUUGUAAGUUUUAUUUUUAUUUUAUAUGGACAAGGUCGAGAUUUCCUCAA